This is a messenger RNA of Eruca vesicaria subsp. sativa (arugula), 1356 nucleotides long. The record is from the annotation of a GenBank genome assembly. NCBI's taxonomy places the organism in Eukaryota, Viridiplantae, Streptophyta, Magnoliopsida, Brassicales, Brassicaceae.
AUCAUCAUCAUAGUCAUCAACAACUUGUUCAUCAUCAUCAUAACAAUCAAUGGAAUUCCCCAAAGAAAACUUAUUUUUCCUUGAAUCAAUUCAUCAUCACCAUCUCUGUAUUUUACUAUAAAAUUAUUUUCUUCUCAAACUAUAAUUGUUCUUUCUUUCUUUCUAUUAUUGUGUGAUCGUUCCAGAGUACAGAAACCCUAAUUACACUGACCGACUCUGUCCUCUUUGUCUGGCCCAUUACAGAACCCACACACUGCUUUUGCUUUUCGUUUUUCCCGGGGAAAAUUGAUCCCUUUUCCUUCCUUUCGUCAUUAUUACUUAGUGAACCAAUCUUUUAGUUUUUUUUCUCUCCUCACCAUCUCCGAGUAAACCCUAGAAUCCCUCCCCCCUUCUAAUUCGAUAAGUUUCAUUUGUAAUUACGUCCAGGGUUUACUCGGUUUCCUUAAAAGUUUGAUCCUUUCUUCCUUUAUUCACUUAAAGUUUCCAUUUUUAUUCCUCUCUUCUCUCUGUCUCAUGGCGUAUCAACCGGUUCAGGGUUCUGGGUUUCACUACUUGAAUUCACCUUUCGGAGAUACCACUUUCACUAAGGUAUUUGUCGGUGGACUUGCUUGGGAGACUCAAAGUGAAGCCCUUCGUCGUCAUUUCGAACAGUACGGUGAUAUCCUUGAAGCCGUUGUCAUUGCUGAUAAGAACACUGGCCGAUCCAAAGGAUACGGCUUUGUGACUUUUAGAGAUCCAGAAGCUGCUAGGAGAGCUUGUGCUGACCCAACUCCAGUUAUAGAUGGUAGACGUGCAAACUGUAAUCUUGCUUCCCUUGGUAGACCUCGGCCUCCGUUGCCUUAUGCAUUGAUACCUAACAUUCCUGGACGCUUAAGACCUGCUUCCCCCUACAUUGGAAAUGUGCAGGGUCCUCGUGGUACACCUUUUGCAAACUAUCCGUAUCAGCAACCACUUCCAUAUAACUACCAGCAAGGACUUGUGUAUCCUUAUGGUGUUGCUGCAUAUGGACCUGAGUACAUGUACUCACAGUCACAGGGGUUAUAUGGUCCAUACAUGGGUCAGCAGUACCUUCAAAUCUACGGAGUACCUGGGGCAGUUAACACACCAGUUUAUCAGUACGGGCAAUUAAGUCAGACUGUUCCUAGUGGCCAGAGUUAUACAGCAGUUCAAGGGUAUUCGGUUCCAGGAAGCCAUGUUCUACAACUUGGUGGACCUACUGUUACUGCGAUGACUACUUCAUCCAUGCCUGCUCUUCAAGCUCCAUAUCCUACAGGCCCUGCUCCAGGACAGUCCCAUAUCAUUGUCCAUGCUCCUCAGUUUAUGCAGAGUAGCAGUUCUGACCAAACAACAAGGUAA